CACAAUAAACUCCAUUUCCUUCCAUUUUGGUCUUCUUCUUCUUCUUUCAACCUUUCUCCUGCAUAUAUAUAAAAAAAUCCCAAGAAAGAGAAAGGUAAAAGAUCAAGAAAUAGAUAAUGGGUGCUUGUGCUACUAAACCAAAGGUUUUGAAAGAUGAAAACUCACCGGCCACCGUCCCCGCACCAGAACCGGUCAAGGAAGAAUCCGUUCAGCCGGUUGAAACAAAAGACGAACCGGUGGUCGUGAAGGAAGCUGAUGAAACCAAGCCGAAUUCUCUUGGUUCAUUGCUUGAUAAUGAAGAAAAGAGCAAUGAAACUAAGGUGGAGACAAUAACUGCUGAAGAACCAAAGAUUAAAGAAGAAGCCGCCAUUGUUGAGGCGCCAAAGAAAGUGGAAGAAGCCAUUGUUGAGGCUCCAAAGGAGGCCCCAAAGAAAGCAGAAGUCAUUGUUGAGGCUCCAAAGGAGGCCCCAAAGAAAGAAGAAGUCAUUGUUGAGGCAAAAACAAUGGUUGAAGCUGAAAAGCAAAAGAAAAAGGAAGAAGAAGAAGAAGAAGAAGAAGAGGUUAUUGUUUUGGCUGAAAAGAAAAGUGAAGGAGCUAAGAAAGAAGAACCCAUUGUAAAAGAAGUGAAAACUGAGGCACCCAUUGUUUGAUCAUAGGGAAAUGUAAGGGAAAGUUUAUAUAUAUAUGUAUGUGAGAACUAAGGAGAAAGAAGAAAAACAGGAGGAGGAAGAAGCAAAGGAAACUAGCAACAUAUGUAAUCAUAAACUCAUAAUAUUUUAUGUUGUUUGAUUUUAUGUUUCUUCGGGAAAUAGAGGGAAAAUGUGUUUAUUUUUAAUG
Gossypium raimondii (Peruvian cotton) is the source of this 837-nucleotide messenger RNA. RefSeq lists its product as uncharacterized. The transcript has 2 exons. Lineage: Eukaryota; Viridiplantae; Streptophyta; Magnoliopsida; Malvales; Malvaceae. The record is from RefSeq and is a predicted model, not a curated record. The coding region runs from base 117 to 650 and encodes 177 amino acids.